AUUUGUCUAUUAAGAAAAGCUUUUUUUUUGGUGAAAAAUACGCAAAAAAUGGUGAAAAAAUUAAAAACAAGUGAUCGUCUUUUGCAUUGUCCAUUAGAUGAUGGAAAAGUUGUUAAAAAGAAAAAGAAAGUAUGCGGAAUUCCUAGACUUCGUUCAAGUUUAAAGCCUGGAGUUAUUUGCAUAAUUCUUGCUGGUAGAUAUAGUGGAAAACGGGUAGUACUUUUAAAGCAAUUGGAAGAUACGAUUGUUGUUACGGGUCCCUUUAAAAUUAAUGGUGUUCCUCUUCGUAGAGUAAAUCCAUCAUAUGUAAUUGCAUGUUCUGGAAUAACGGUUGAUGUUUCUUCAUUGGAUCUUUCAAAGUUUACAAAGGAAUAUUUUUCUCGAGAUUCUAAAUCAAAAAAAUGUCUUAGAAAAGCAAUUACAGAAGAAAAACUUUUUGAUGAAAAAAAAGAAAAACAACUUGAUAGUUCACGCAUUUCGGAUCAAAAAGCUAUCGAUGAACCUAUUAUUAAAUCAAUUUCUCAGGUUCCUAAUUUGGCAAAAUAUCUUUCAUCUUCUUUUUCUCUUAAUAAAGGGGACUACCCUCAUUUGAUGAAGUUUUAACCAAAGGGAUGCGCUUUAUUUUCAAUUUUUACCAUAAAUAUUUUAA
Pneumocystis carinii B80 is the source of this 649-nucleotide messenger RNA. RefSeq lists its product as hypothetical. The transcript is spliced from 4 exons. The record is from RefSeq and is a predicted model, not a curated record. Bases 49 to 603 code for a protein of 184 amino acids. Gene Ontology annotation, biological process: ribosomal large subunit assembly; cytoplasmic translation. Lineage: Eukaryota; Fungi; Ascomycota; Pneumocystomycetes; Pneumocystales; Pneumocystaceae. Gene Ontology annotation, molecular function: structural constituent of ribosome; RNA binding. Gene Ontology annotation, cellular component: cytosolic large ribosomal subunit; ribosome.